Messenger RNA from Blepharisma stoltei, 276 nucleotides. The record is from the annotation of a GenBank genome assembly. NCBI's taxonomy places the organism in Eukaryota, Ciliophora, Heterotrichea, Heterotrichida, Blepharismidae.
AUGGAAGAUUUACCUUAUCAAUAGUAAAGCAUAAUCAGCAAGUUUUCUUUAGUUUUUAAGACAGAAAGAGAAGCCCAAAUUGUCGUAAACACUUUAUCUGUAGAUGAAGAGCCUUCAGGAAGAGUAACAAGAAAUUUUGCAGUAAUUGGCAAUAAAAUGACUGGAGAAUGGACAUGUGCCGACGCAAAGCUAUUGAGGACUUGCCUUCGGUCAUUUUUCGUAAAUCUUUCCCUUGUGGUCGAAACUCUGCAAAAAUUCAGCAAGCCUGAACAAUAA